AGUACUAGUUGUACAUCAGACAUGGACGAAGCUACGGAAGAAUCAAGAGCACAGAUGACAUCUUCUUGUUCCAGUCUUGGUCUAGUUCUUAAAGAAGGGCGACUGCCUCCCGAUAAGGAUGAAAUGCCUCAGACCCCCCGUGCCGAUGUCCGGUGGUACCAGAGACAGGACCUGUGGGUCUGGCUGUACGGGAUGGUUUUCAUUGGCGGCCUGAUAGGAGCCAUAUUCGGAAUCGGCAGUUACAGGGGUUGGUACGCGCCUGUCGGGUUCGCCUAUAACGUCACCAACACGACCCGACAGCGGUUCUUACCGGAGCCGUACGUCCUGGAGCCCGGGGUCAAGGGCAGACAGCAUCCGGGCUCAGAUGGUCGCUGGUACUUCUGGAAGCUGCGGCCAGAACUGGUGACUCCGUGGACUCAACUGUUCGUGUGGGGCUGUUACACCGUCCACCAGCUGCUGGCCUGGUGGCUCCUGUACCUGGCACAGGUCAACCAACAGUCCCAGAAGGGUAAGAAGUACUCCCCGCGGCUGAGUAAGUACAACUGGGCAGCUGUGGCCGUGCACACCUUCUUCCACCUGAUGCACCUGGCGCAGACGCACGUGACGUACGACGCAACCGCACAGGACGUGACAAUCGGGAGUUCUCAGGGCUCGGUUAUCGUUGCUCUGCUGUUUGUGAUGAUCAUAGAGUUCCGGGACAGAGGCGUGUUCUUCGGCUGGCCAAACGUCAAAAGCACAGAUAAAAUCGGAAAAGCCAUGCGGUCCUGGUCACGUGAGUCCGUGAGCCUUAUAAGGAAGUACCACGGUUACCUCAUCAUGUGGGCUGCAGUCUACACCUUCUGGUACCAUCCAAUGGAAAACACGCUGGGUCACGUGAUGGGGUUUUUCCACACCUGGAUUCUGAUGCUUCAAGGAAGCCUCUUCUACACAGAUCUUCACCUCAACAGAUACUGGCGGUUCACCCUGGAGGUUUGGGUGACUCUACACGGCGGGCUGGUGGCCUGGCAGACCGGCGGACCGGACCAGAUGGGCACCAAGCUGUGGCCCAUGUUCACUUUCGGGUUCGCCACGCUCAUAGUGCUCACUCAGAUCUUCACCCUGCCGUUCUGGAGGCAUCUGCCGGCCUGGUCGCGCGGCGUCCCAGCCCUUCUGUACCUGGGCGUGCUGCUGUACUGCUACAGCUGGAUACCUGACGAAAACGGGCGGCCAUGGACACGCCUUCGGGAACCCUUCCUCAUCCCGCUCAACCAGUAUCUCUUUCCGCUCGUCAUAUGUGGCCUUGUCACCUUUGGCCUUUACGUCGAACGUAAAGUGGCCAAUGGGAAGGGAGGGCGUAGUUUGAGUGAUUUGGGGAGGGUGGGGUAUCUAGUAGCGUCCUUGUGUAUGUAUGUUAUCAUAGUGGUACUUUCGUGGUCGCUGCAGUACUACGAUGCCCCGAUACCAGGACCUGCUAUGAUGUUCGUGCAUGUGCCUGUGUUUAUAAUCUUCGCUGUCGUGUCCGCAUUCCUGGUGAAAAGAGUGGUGGAAGCUCCGGGAGAGAAGGUCAAGGUUUGUCCAAACACGGAGAGUGGUGAGAUUCCAGGAAAAGGAAUUCCCGGAACGUUCUAUGGCCAGGUCAGCGUGAUCGAACUGGAACAAGGGCAGCUGCAGCUUAAGGAGUCCGCCUUAAAGUGA
This is a messenger RNA of Branchiostoma belcheri (Belcher's lancelet), 1674 nucleotides long. RefSeq lists its product as uncharacterized. The record is from RefSeq and is a predicted model, not a curated record. The transcript is spliced from 9 exons. Lineage: Eukaryota; Metazoa; Chordata; Leptocardii; Amphioxiformes; Branchiostomatidae. Bases 22 to 1674 code for a protein of 550 amino acids.